Peronospora matthiolae is the source of this 864-nucleotide messenger RNA. NCBI's taxonomy places the organism in Eukaryota, Oomycota, Peronosporomycetes, Peronosporales, Peronosporaceae. The record is from the annotation of a GenBank genome assembly.
AUGCUGCCGCUCACGGGCUGUGCGAUCUUGAGGACGGCACUCUUGGGCGUGAAGGGCGCGCGGCAAGUAACAACACGAGGAUUUCCAAAUGCCAAGAGCGUCGAUAGGCUCUCAAAUGCACUUCAGCCGGUAUGGCGCUUGCCGCGCAUGCAUAGGGGCCCUACCGAACAGCAAGUGCGGCAGCAGUACCAUUACCGUUCCAGUAGUCGCCGUCCAAGCCGCGUCGUCUCGGGUGACGUAGUGGUGCUUGGUCUGAUCUCGGUCAAUGUCGUUGUCACGAUCGGUUGGCUCCGUGCACAGGCUCCACCUCCAAUACACCGAGCGCAACAGCUGCGUAGCUUCCGACCGUCGAUGAGGACGAUGCUGACGCACUUUACUACGUCCACACAGCAUCUGCAGGAGGGCCGAUACUAUACCCUCUUGACUGCUAUGUUCAGCCAAGCUACACUAGGCCACCUUGGCGCCAAUAUGAUUGGACUCUACUUCUUUGGUAGACAGCUGUGUGACGUGCUGGGCCACAAGAAGUUCCUCGGGCUGUAUCUAGCAAGUGGUGUGCUCUCGUCAGCAGCGGCAGUGCUCGAGCAGAAGUCAUCGGGCAAAUCGAGCUACAACUUGGGCGCAAGUGGAGCGGUGAACGGCAUCACAGCAAUGAGCAUUCUGCUCUUCCCGCACGGGACGCUGCUGAUCUUUGGCAUCGUGCCCAUGCCAGCGUGGCUCGCAGGGUCGCUCUUUAUCUUUAAAGACGCGUACUCGUUCGUGACGGACCGACAAGAUGGAAUCGGCCACGUUGCUCACCUCAGCGGUGCCUUUGUCGGUGGCAUGUACCACUACUAUCUCCGUCGCCAGCGCUUCCGACGCUUUUAA